Lobosporangium transversale is the source of this 345-nucleotide messenger RNA. RefSeq lists its product as hypothetical. The coding region runs from base 1 to 345 and encodes 114 amino acids. NCBI's taxonomy places the organism in Eukaryota, Fungi, Mortierellomycota, Mortierellomycetes, Mortierellales, Mortierellaceae. The transcript is spliced from 2 exons. The record is from RefSeq and is a predicted model, not a curated record.
AUGGGGAUGAAAGGAGAUUCAGAAGGUUGUCUGUGUAUCUGUGUAUCUGUCCUUCUGUCCAUCUACUUGCCUGUCUAUGCGCGUAGUCGGUCGUUUUUCCUUUUUUUUUCUAUUAUCAAUCAGUCAAUGGUGAUUGGGGGAUAUGAACAAAAGUAUGAACAAAAGUAUGAACAAAAGUAUGAACAAAAGUAUGAACAAAAGUAUGAACGAGAAGUACGAACAAAGUAUGAUGAACAGAAAUUUCCGUCCAAAAGCCCUGAUGCUCUACCUUUUUCAGCUUUCUUUCAACCAUUUAAACAGCUCUACAGUGUUGUGAGUUGUGACCAGUGGGGUUAUUCAGAGUAA